Eruca vesicaria subsp. sativa (arugula) is the source of this 790-nucleotide messenger RNA. Lineage: Eukaryota; Viridiplantae; Streptophyta; Magnoliopsida; Brassicales; Brassicaceae. The record is from the annotation of a GenBank genome assembly.
AUGGCGGGCUACAAAGCAGAUGAUGAUUACGAUUACCUUUUCAAGGUGGUUCUGAUCGGUGAUUCGGGCGUUGGAAAGUCCAAUCUGCUCUCUCGUUUCACCAGGAACGAGUUUAGCCUCGAGUCUAAGUCCACGAUCGGCGUCGAGUUCGCGACUCGUAGCUUGAAUGUUAAGGACAAAAUCAUCAAAGCCCAGAUUUGGGACACUGCUGGUCAAGAAAGGUACCGUGCGAUCACUAGUGCAUAUUACCGAGGAGCUGUAGGGGCGCUUCUUGUCUACGACGUAACACGACACUCCACGUUCCAGAACGUUGAGAGAUGGCUUAGGGAACUCCGUGACCAUACCGACCCAAACAUAGUUGUGAUGCUCUUGGGAAAUAAAUCCGAUCUUCGUCAUCUUAUAGCGGUACAAACCGAGGAUGCUAAAUCUUUUGCGGAGAAUGAAUCACUCUAUUUCAUGGAGACUUCAGCACUUGAAGCUACCAACGUUGAGAACGCUUUCUCUGAAGUACUUACUCAGAUUCAUCAAGUUGUAAGCAAGAAAGCCAUGGAGGCUGGUGAUGAUUCAAACUCUGGUAAUGUUUUCAAAGGAGAGAAGAUUGAUCUUGAUGUCUCUGCUGUGAAGAAAACUGGUUGCUGUUCCAACUAAAGACUCGUGAUCUCUCUUGCAUAUUGAGGGGUUUGGUAUGUGUCGUGUCCUCAAGCUAAGAUUGUUUUCUUUUUUCUUACAGUCGAAAUUCUUUUGAAGAUGUUUGCUUAACUUUUAGAAGACAAUCUAAGUUAUGCUUUGC